Molecule: messenger RNA, 339 nt
Organism: Serpula lacrymans var. lacrymans S7.9
Lineage: Eukaryota; Fungi; Basidiomycota; Agaricomycetes; Boletales; Serpulaceae
Exons: 2
Source: RefSeq, a predicted model, not a curated record
AUACUCGCGCCUCUUAUUAAAGAUGGUAACAAGCCUUCUUCAUCUGCAAUCACAAAGCAGCUUUUGAAGACCCUCCCCGACGAAUCCAAUCCAAUAACGAACUCCGAUAUAUACGAGCGUUCAGAUCACGUUGUAUCUGCUGCCACCGGUCACCAGCGCUCUGAAAUGCGAAGUAGUCAUCGCCAAGAGUACUUUGAAUAUCGCACCAAGAAACUAGCGGAGCAAAAAUCUCUCAAGGCAGACAAUCAAGUUUUGUGUGAUGUGCGCGUGUAUAUCGACGGCUUCCUGCAAGAUACCACCGACAUAGAGCUGAAGCGUGUGAUUUCCCUCGCUGGAGGC